This is a messenger RNA of Hemibagrus wyckioides, 806 nucleotides long. RefSeq names its product helt bHLH transcription factor (gene helt). The record is from RefSeq and is a predicted model, not a curated record. Gene Ontology annotation, cellular component: nucleus. Gene Ontology annotation, molecular function: DNA-binding transcription factor activity, RNA polymerase II-specific; RNA polymerase II cis-regulatory region sequence-specific DNA binding; protein dimerization activity. Gene Ontology annotation, biological process: anterior/posterior pattern specification; regulation of neurogenesis; regulation of transcription by RNA polymerase II. Lineage: Eukaryota; Metazoa; Chordata; Actinopteri; Siluriformes; Bagridae. Bases 162 to 806 code for a protein of 214 amino acids. The transcript is spliced from 4 exons.
AUGCGCACAAUCCGCUUUAUAAAGAGACUGGACUCAGACACACACCUCAGUCACAGUCUCACUCUGAUACAGGAACCUACAGCACUGUGAACAGCAAGAAAAUCUUCUGGAUCACUGGCAGAAAUACUCAAGAACUGUUUGCUUUUUUAAUUUCCAAAGAAAUGAUGGCUUCGAAGAUGAAGGACCGCAAGAGAACACCGGUGUCACACAAGGUGAUCGAGAAGAGGAGGAGAGAUCGCAUUAACCGCUGUCUGAAUGAACUGGGCAAAACCGUCCCCAUGGCCCUGGCCAAACAGAACUGUGGAAAACUAGAGAAGGCAGAAAUAUUAGAGAUGACUGUCCAGUACCUACGGGCUCUGCACUCAGCCGACUUUCCUCGCGGGAGAGAAAAAGGAGAGCUCCUGAGUGAGUUUGCUAACUACUUCCACUACGGCUACCACGAGUGCAUGAAGAACCUGGUGCACUACCUGACCACGGUGGAGCGCACAGAGACCAAAGACAACAAGAACGCACGCAUCCUGGCCUUCCUGCAGUCCAAGGUGGUUUCCGAACCCGUGUUUGGGUCGCGUUACGAGUCUGCGUUCUCCUCGCCCGAGCCUGUAGACUUCCUGUGUCAGCUACGUUCUCCGCCGGAGUGCCACCAGACCCCGAGCGAACCCGUCUUCCAGCAGAGCCACAGCGGCCAUUUAUCCUGGCACGGCUCGGCGCUCAGCUACCCUCAGCAGCACGGACUGGACCAUCACCAUUACAUGAACUUCAUGAGCCACUCGCACAGCUUGCACACGACGCCACACGUCGCUUUGUAG